AUGGAGCUAAGCUUUAUAGUUUUGAUUUAUUCUUUUGCUGUCUGGAUGGCAUCGAGAACUGAGGCACUGACGUUUUCACAUCGAAGCAAAUGCCGGCCAUUGGAAAUCGCAUCUUGCCGAAAACUGGGUUACAAUCAAACACGGAGAGUUGAUGAAGUGUAUUUGAGCAGGCCAGUAAAGGUAUUGCAGCAAUACAUCAAGCUGAUCGAUGACAUUCGAUGCUCAAAAGACGCACUUUUCUUUCUCUGUACAAUAUAUUCCCCUGUGUGUUUCGAAGCUUAUACGCCAAGAGUUCUUCCCUGUCGCUCCGUUUGCGAGCGGGUUAAGAAAGGAUGCUUGCCCUUUGUGAAAAUUGCUGGCUUUUCCUGGCCUAGCGAACUAGAUUGCAAUGGACUACCGGAAUACAGUACUGGAGUGUGCAUCCGACCAAGUGCUAUCGUUGCACGUGGUGCCAAUAGGGACGAAGAAACACCUAACAAAGAGGAGCGAAAUGCACCUUGUCCAAAAUGUCAAAAACAGCAAGAGUUGCAACGAUUCAAGCAGUUCAAAAGAGCCUCUUAUGUCGUAGAAGCUGAGGUGAAGUCGCGUAUGACAAGUGCAGAAGGAGAGACAAAGCUCAUGGUCGUGGUCAGCAAAGUCUACAAACAAGGAUCCGUGACGAUAGCAAAAGGGCCGCAACAACUUUUGUCUCCAACAAGAUGUGUCUGUCCAGAGGUGGAUUUCGACAAGAAAUUAGUCAUAUUUGGACACGAGGACAAGAAAAGAGGAGCGCUGAUCUUUGACCCCAGAUCCAUAGUCGCGUUACCCUCGAAGCAGGCGAAAAAGAAACUACAGAAGUGGGUGAAAAAAUACAGCCGUCAUGUCACAAGAAAGCAGAAACGAAAGCAGAAGCCAUCUUGAAUUUAGAUUCGGACUUCUCAACAUCCGACAUGUAUUAAAAGCAUUGUUUUUAUUUCUUAACCCGUGACGUUUAAAUCUUCCACCACGAGCUAACCCCUGUCUUUGAACACAUAAGCAGAAAUUCAAUGUGAACAAGUUUAGGUACGAAGUGAGACUUUCUCUUGUAGAUAUAUCUUUAAUGUCUUGAUCACGACAGUUUUCACGACUCUUUGUAUUCCUUAUAUAAUCUAGAACUGUGUAAAAAUGACCACGUAUAAAUUUUUCCUCCUUCCUGAUUGAACCUAAUCCCUUGCGUAUGGGUUACAGAUCGAAAAUAUUUGCUGGGCAUACAAGAAAUACCAGAUUGAAAGGGCUCUACUAGUCGGACUAAAAGAUGGAAUCAGAGUUGGAAUCAAGUUUUCGCCAAGUUCAUAAUGGAUAAAGAAAUUGGUACAAAGUUAAAAACAAAGUCCAUAAUUGCGUUCCCAGAGUCCUUAAGUGCAUAUUCUUCGCGUUAUUUGUGCUUGCAAUUAAUGUCUAAACAAAUAAAAAUUCGGUAAAAACGAUUAGCAUCUCUGACAGUGAACCUAUCUAUGACUGACCAUUUCAUGGGUGUUCCGAAGGUAUCAAAAAGCCGACAAAUCGUUAAAUAUGUAUUGCAAUUAAUAUAUCUUCAAGUUGACAGUAUUUGCUUUCCAUUGCCAGGGGUAUAAAAGGUGGGAGACCAGUAUACGGGUCCUGAGGCAUGGUUGGCUGAAUUCGAUGCGAGGCAGUGCGAUUACGAGGUAACAACAAUUCUACAAACAUGAUUUGUUGUUUAUACGAGGUUUUUACGAAAUUAUAAUACACAUUAGGCCUUCAUAAAACUUACUGUCUAUCAUCUAAAAUGUAAAAAUCAAGAUUUGCAACGCAUAUUGAUUAAAUUUUAUCAUAUAAUAGGAAAUAUCGCUUUCAUUUGUAAUGAUUUACGAUAGAAACCGUUGUAAAUGAUGAAAUCUAAAAACUUCAAAUUUCAUGAUAGCAUGGGAUCGUAUAGGAACGGACCUUUAUCAUGAAAGGCUAAAAUCUCCUUCGUGUCGCAUGCUGUAAUCGUAUUGAGAUAUAAUUUUUAGGACAUUAUCAAAAGUAUAUACUUUUAGUACCUUUGUUUCAUUCUUGAUGUUUCGUUGUUUCACUUUUAUCAUAUCAAAAUAUUGUCAUCAACACAUACUGCACA
Molecule: messenger RNA, 2095 nt
Organism: Rhopilema esculentum
Lineage: Eukaryota; Metazoa; Cnidaria; Scyphozoa; Rhizostomeae; Rhizostomatidae
Product: secreted frizzled-related protein 3
Biological process (GO): canonical Wnt signaling pathway; non-canonical Wnt signaling pathway
Cellular component (GO): plasma membrane
Molecular function (GO): Wnt receptor activity; Wnt-protein binding
Source: RefSeq, a predicted model, not a curated record